UCUGGGUCCCUGGGAGGAGGCUCAGCACAGAGGGUAGAAAAACAGCAGAGCUGACAGUCAGAGCAGCUGUGAUCAAAGCGUUCCUGGAGCCCAGGCUCUUCUACACAGGUGAAGACAGAGCAGGCAGCAGACACCAUGGGGCACCUCUCAGCCAGACUUCACAGAGUGUGUGUCCCCUGGCAGGGGCUUCUGCUCACAGCCUCACUUCUAACCUUCUGGAACCUGCCUACCAGUGCCCAGCUCACUACUGAAUCCAUGCCAUCCAAUGCUGCAGAGGGGAAAGAGGUUCUUCUACUCACCUACAAUGUGCCCCAGAAUACGAAUGGCUUCAACUGGUACAAAGGGGAAAGAGUGGACAGCACCGUUCGAAUUAUAGGAUAUGUGAUAGCAAGUCAACUAACCACCCCAGGGCCCGCAUACAGCGGCCGAGAGGUAAUAUACUCCAAUGCCUCCCUGCUGAUCCGGAACGUCACCCUGAAUGACACAGGAUUCUACACCCUGCAAGUCAUAAAGGCAGAUCUUGUGAAUGAAGAAGCAACUGUCCAGUUCCAUGUAUACCCGGAGCUGUCCAAGCCCUACAUCAACAGCAGCAACUCCAACCCCGUGGAGGACGAGGAUGUUGUGGCCUUAACCUGUGAAACUGAGGCUCAGAACACAAACUACUUGUGGUGGGUGAACAAUCAGAGCCUCCCGGUCAGUUCCAGGCUGUUGCUCUCCAAUGACAACAGGACCCUUACUCUACUCAACGUCACAAGGAAUGACACAGGACCCUAUGAGUGUGAAAUACAGAACCCAGUGAGUGUGAACCGCAGUGACCCAGUCACACUGAAUGUCACCUAUGGCCCGGACACCCCCACCAUUUCCCCUUCAAAAACCUCUUACUAUCCAGGGGCAAAUCUCAGCCUCUUCUGCGAUGCAGCCUCUAACCCACCUGCAGAGUACUCUUGGCUUAUCAAUGGAACAUCACUCCAGAAAAACACACAAGAGCUCUUUAUCUCCAACAUCACUGUGGAUGACAGUGGAUCCUAUGCCUGCGUCGCCCUUAACCCAGUCACUGGCCGAAACAGGACCACAGUCAAGACAAUCAUAGUCUCUAAACUAAAUCAAGUGGCACAGCCUGAAGUUCAAGCCACCAGCACCACAGUCACGGAAGACAAGGACUCUGUGAACCUGACCUGCUCCACGAAUGACACUGAAAUCUCCAUCAAGUGGUUCUUUAAUAACCAGAAUAUCUUAUCCUCAGAGAGGAUAAAGCUAUUCCAGGACAACAGAACCCUCAGAAUAGACCCUGUCAAGAGGGAGGAUGCUGGGCAGUAUUAUUGUGAGGUCUCUAACCCAAUCAGUGUCAACCAAAGUGACCCUAUAAGGCUGACCGUGAAAUAUAUGGAAAGUUCUGGCCUCUCAGGGGGGGCCAUUGCUGGCAUUGUGAUUGGAGUACUGGCAGGGGUGGCUCUGAUAGCAGGCCUAGUGGUGUAUUUUCAGCAUUCCAGGAAGACUGGCAGGGCAAGCGACCAACGUGAUCUCACAGAGCACAAACUCUCAGACUCCAACCACACUCAGGACCACUCUGACAACUCUCCUAACAAGAUGAAGGAAGUUACUUACUCUUCCCUGAACUUCACAGCCCAGCAACCCAGACAACCAACGUCAGCCUCCUCAUCCCCAACAACCACAGACAUAAUUUAUUCAGAAGUAAAAAAGAAGUAAUGCAACCUGUCCUGCUCACUGCAUGCUGAUGUAUUCCAAGUCUCUUACCCUCAUCACCAGGAGAUUCCCUUCCCCUCUGGGAGUGGUAGGGAGGCUGGGGACAGAAAGAAGUGUCCCCGACUCUUCCUUACUAAUAGGCACCUCCAGGCUGCCUGGUCACAGCCCCUCCCUCAGUGUCGAUAGAUGAGAAGGUACAUUGGGAGUCUGUAGGAAACGAAACCUUCUUGUCAUUGAAAUUUGGCAAAGCUGACUUUGAUAAAGAGUGGCCAGAACUUCCCCUGCCUUCCCCUUUUCCAAACCUGGACUUGUUUUAAACUUACCUAUUCAGAGCACUCAUUCCUUCCCACCCCAGUCCUGUCCUAUCACUGUAAUUUGGGUUUGCCAUAGCUUUGAGGUUCCAUCCUUUUCCAUGAAGUACAUGUGCCAGCAAACAAGAGAGAGAGAAAGUAAAAGCAGUAAUGGCUUCUCCCAUUUCUCCAAAGCCCUGUGUGAACUCACCAAACACAAGAAAACCAAAUCUGUAACAAUAGUGAAAUUCCACACCUUUGUCCACUGUCAGGGUUUCUACCUGUAGGAUCAGAGUCUAAGCACCUUGCUGCUUAGCUAGAAUGCCACCUAAUCCUUCUGGCAAGCCUGUCUUCUGGGAAUCCACUAGAAGCAACUAGGAAAACCACUUGCCAAACUCCAAGGCAAUUCCUGGUGGCAAAUGCAAAAGCGCAGAUAUGUUUUAUUAUCUUUAUGGGCUUUAUUCAAGGAAGUGCUGAGAGAGGGAGGGGUUAUAGCUCUAGGAGGGAACGAGCUUCUGAUAAACACAAUCUGCUAGGAACUUGGGAAAGGAAUCAGAGACCUGCCCUUCAGAGAUUAUUUAAAUUACUGUUAAAGAAUACACAAUUUGGGGUAUUAGGGUUUUUUUCCUUUUCUCUGAGACAUUCCACUGUUUUAAUUUUUAUAACUGUUUAUGUGAAAAGGAUUAUUUUUACUUAGCUUAGCUAUGUAGGCCAAUCUGAUUGCCUUAGGUGAAAGAAGCCACCAAAAUCCCUCAGGUCCCUUGGUCAGGAGUUUCUCAAGGUUUUUUGUCAGAGGCUCCAAAUAGAAAAUAAGAAAAGGUUUUCCUCAUUCAUAAUUAGAACUAGAUUUAACUCAGUUUCUAGGUACCUCAGACCAAUCAUCAACUCCCAUUCUAUUCCAUGUUUGCACCUGUGCAUUUUCUGUCUGUCUCCACUCACUUUCUCAGGAAACCUUGGACUCUGCUAAGGUGUAUUUGGUCCUUGAGAAGUGGGAACACCCUACAGGGACACUAUCACUCAUGCUGGUGGCAUUGUUUACAACUAGAAAGCUGCAUUGGUGCUGAUGCCCCUUGGGGGAACAGGGCUGUGAGGAGGAGGUUUAUAACUUGAGCCUAGCCUUUUUUAACAGCCUUUGAAAUUUAUUUUCUCCUACGGGGUCUAUAAAUAAAAAGGAAGGAUAGGAGGAAGACAGGCAAAUGUACUUCUCGCCCAGUCUUCUACACAGAUGGAAUGUCUCUGGGGCUAAGAGAAAGGUUUUAUUCUAUAUUGCCUACCUGAUCUCAUGGCAGGCCUAAGAGACUUUUUCAAAGAGGAUUGGCUCAGAGUGCUGUAUACUCAGGUACCUCUUUCGGGGUUUUCUAACCCUGACACAGACUGUGCAUACUUUCCUCAUCCAUGCUCUGCUGUUAUUUAAUUUUGUCUGGCUAAGACUAUGUCUGAAUUAUAUAUAAAAAUUGUUCUAUGUUUAUAAUAAAAAUAAUAUAUCAGACAUCAA
This is a messenger RNA of Callithrix jacchus (white-tufted-ear marmoset), 3489 nucleotides long. It is a transcript of the gene CEACAM1, whose product is annotated as CEA cell adhesion molecule 1. Gene Ontology annotation, cellular component: cell surface; plasma membrane. Gene Ontology annotation, biological process: regulation of immune system process; signal transduction. NCBI's taxonomy places the organism in Eukaryota, Metazoa, Chordata, Mammalia, Primates, Cebidae. The record is from RefSeq and is a predicted model, not a curated record. Gene Ontology annotation, molecular function: protein tyrosine kinase binding.